Nipponia nippon (crested ibis) is the source of this 696-nucleotide messenger RNA. NCBI's taxonomy places the organism in Eukaryota, Metazoa, Chordata, Aves, Pelecaniformes, Threskiornithidae. The record is from RefSeq and is a predicted model, not a curated record.
UGGGCUCUCUCAUGCCCUGUCUCACUCUUCUCCCCUCCUAAAACCUUGUGAAGGAUGGCAGCUGCCUCUUUCCGCUACGGCAUGACCAUCACUGGGGCCGUGCUACUGGUGACAGGGACGCUGUGCUUUGCCUGGUGGAGCGACGGGGAGGUGGGCACCCCGGCCAGCAGCGGGGCUCGCCUCCUGCCUCCCCAGGAAGCCGAGGCAGUUCCCAGCUCCUCCUCCUCCUCCAGCGCCCUGCUCCGCUCCGUCAGCUUCUUCUGCUGUGGUAUCGGCGGCAUCCUCCUCCUCUUUGGGCUCCUCUGGUCUAUGAAAGCCAACGCCAGGGUAGUCUCUCGCCGCUACCAGUACCAUUUCCCCAGGGACCUGCAGUACUUCACCGCGGAGCCUCUGGAGAAGUGGAACUGCAGCAACUGGGACACCAGUGCCAUCCCCACCUAUGAAGAAGCCCUGACCUGCAGACCUGCCCACUGCACCCCAGCCUACGUCCAGCCCCCGGGGAGGAAGGAGGAGCUCACGCCACCCUUGUACCGCUACCUGGAGGAGGACGAGAGCUGGCAGGGCGGCCGCCGGCGCAGCUCCUCUGACAGCGCCUUGUUCCGCCCCAGCCCAUCCUGGCUGGAGACCCAGGGCCCCGGGGAGCCGCAGGCAACGCCUCCCCCCAGCUAUGAAAACAUCAGCAUCCGGGGGGUCUGA